This is a messenger RNA of Salvia hispanica, 2201 nucleotides long. NCBI's taxonomy places the organism in Eukaryota, Viridiplantae, Streptophyta, Magnoliopsida, Lamiales, Lamiaceae. The record is from RefSeq and is a predicted model, not a curated record.
CAUUUGAAUCAAGUCAGUCAACUCCCUGUCCUCUUCGGAGAAAACCCCUAAGAAAUAGUCAAACACAAACCAACGCCAUUGUUUGAUCAUCAUUUCGAAUCCUUCCUUUUUGAUCUCCGCGCGUCCCAUCCAUAUUUAUCGGAAAUUUGUAUUAUGGCGUCGGAGAUCGAAGUUGUGGAGGAGGUGGAAUCGAGGGAUCAUCCAACGGGCUCCGCGCCCGAGGACGACAGCUUGAGGAACGAUGUUUACACAGCCGCUGCCUAUGGGGAUGUGGAUAAGCUCCAGAGAUUAGUCGAGAGUGGUGGUUGCUCCGUCGCGGAGCCCGACGCCCUCGGCCACUACGCUCUCCAGUGGGCGGCGCUUAAUAAUCGAACCGCCGCAGCUCAGUACAUUGUUGAGCACGGAGGUGAUAUUAAUGCACGUGAUCAUACUGGACAAACAGCUUUGCAUUGGAGUGCAGUGAAGGGUGCAAUUCAGGUUGCUGAGCUUCUUCUGCAGGAGGGUGCUCGUGUUGGUUUAGCUGAUCUCAAUGGUUAUCAGACAACACAUGUUGCAGCACAGUAUGGUCAGACAGCUUUCCUGUGUCACAUUGUCACAAAGUGGAAUGCUGAUGCUGAUGUCCCUGAUAAUGAUGGAAGAAGCCCAAUGCACUGGGCUGCUUACAAGGGAUUUGCUGACUGCAUUCGCCUUUUGCUAUAUCUGAAUGCUCAUAGAGUGCGGCAAGAUAAAGAAGGCUGCACCCCGUUGCAUUGGGCUGCCAUUAGGGGUAACUUAGAAGCAUGCACUGUUCUGGUGAUGGCAGGGAAGAAAGAAGAUUUAAUGGUAACAGAAAACACCGGCCUUACCCCUGCUCAGCUAGCCGCAGAUAAAAAUCAUAGACAAGUUGCAUUUUUCCUUGGAAAUGCUAGAAGGUUGUUUGACAAACGAUGGGAUAACAACAGUUGUCUCGGCAAACUUUCAAAACUAGGACUUGCUCCAAUUCUUUGGUGUAUAGUUUUCCUGAUGCUUGCAAUAUAUAUACAUUCAGUUAUUACAGCUUCAAAUCUUCCAAGGCUAACAGCUGGCUUUGGUCUUUUUGCCUGGAUGGGUGUGUUCUUGGCAUCAAUAGGUCUAGUUUUCUUAUACAGAUGUAGCAGCAAGGACCCUGGCUUUAUCAGAAUAAAUGUACAUGAUCCAGCAAGCAUGAAAGAUGAUGAGCCUUUGCUGAAGAUCGAAAUAAAUAAUCUUGUGUUGAUUAGAGGAAAUUGGUCUCAGCUUUGUGCAACUUGCAAGAUUGUUAGACCUCUACGUGCCAAACAUUGUACCACCUGUGAUCGUUGUGUCGAGCAAUUUGACCAUCAUUGCCCAUGGGUGUCCAAUUGCAUUGGCAAGAAAAACAAGUGGGAUUUUUUCUUGCUUCUUGUUCUUGAAGUUCUGGCAUUACUGAUAUGUGGUUCAGUAGCUUUGAUAAGGGUGUUGACAGACCCAUUGGCCCCAUCUACCUUUGGUGCCUGGUUGAGCCAUGUUGGUAAUCAGCAUGUUGGCGCUUUAGCAUUUUUGGUUGCAGAUGCUUUCAUCAUUAUUGCUGUCGGAAUUUUGACUUGUGUACAGGCUUCUCAGAUUGCUCGCAAUAUAACAACAAAUGAAAUGGCAAACAUGCUGAGGUACAGUUACUUACGAGGGCCAGAUGGUCGAUUUCGUAAUCUGUUUGAUCAUGGCUGCAAGAAGAACUGCACAGAUUUCUUGAUAAAUGGUUAUAGCGAAGAUAUAGAGCACGCCGAAGAAUCAGGGGAAUCUGAAGGAAUCAGGAUGAUCAAUAUGACACAGGAUGCAAACCAUACAAAUGGUGUGAGCCAUAGUCAUCAACCAAACGGAAACGGCCAUAUAUUAAUUGAUGUGAACAAAAUCUCUAAUGCACAUCAGGGCCACAUUCAUUCUUCUCAAUGCAGCCAUAGUCCAAGCCACAGCCAAAGGCAUAGUCAAAUUCACACUGAUAGCCAUGUCCCUGCAGGUCUGGAUGUCGGAUUAGGCCGAAAUGUUUCUCGUGCUGCAGUGGUGUCAUGAUAACACGUUGUUUACUAUAGGCAAAUGAAUGAGUAACACGAUCCACACUGUCGAUAAAUCCCUGGAGACACAUUUUUGUCUUGCUCAAUCAUCUUGAUUUUUUCCUCCCCUGUAUAAAUUGUUGUUGUAUGUUGUAGCAUUUGACGUGGUUUCUUUCC